AUGGGAUCAGCUAGAUAUGUCAACAAUAUAAACUACGAUGAACUGCCGAAUAUCGUUGUAAGUGAUGCCACGGUUCAAUUUAGCUCUUCUGUCAGAUAUCUGAGUGUCACAAUCUCCUGUAACCUCUCAUGGAAUCUGCAUGUGACAAAUGUCGUCAAAAGAAUUUAUAUGACGUUGUAUCAGCUAAAAUUAUGCAAAAAUUUACUGCCACAGAAGCUUAAACAGAAUUUAAUUGUCGCCCUUGUAUUUCCUCACAUCGAUUACUGCUGUUGUGUUAUGACUGACAUUACUGCUGAGCACAACCUGCGACUACACAGAGCCUUAAAUGCCUGUAUUCGAUUUAUUUUUAACUUAAGGAGAGAUGAACACAUUACUCCUUAUUAUGAUGCACUCCAAUGGCUCAAAAUUAGUGACAGGAGAGCUUACUUCAUGUGCUGCCUGCUUCAUCAAAUUCUAUCUACUAACAAGCCUUCUACUCUUUACGGAAAGUUCCUGUAUCGUGGUACUUCUGUAAGAAGCGUUAGAGCUCUGGCUGUGGACCUUAUUUAG
Messenger RNA from Pseudomyrmex gracilis, 549 nucleotides. RefSeq lists its product as uncharacterized. The record is from RefSeq and is a predicted model, not a curated record. NCBI's taxonomy places the organism in Eukaryota, Metazoa, Arthropoda, Insecta, Hymenoptera, Formicidae. The transcript has a single exon. Bases 1 to 549 code for a protein of 182 amino acids.